AUGCGAGCAGAUACAACAGCGGAAAUAAUACCUGAGAAGAGACAUCUGAAUCACCUGGAGUACAGACGGGUGAGAGUGCGAGGACAGUACGACCACUCACAGGAGCUCUACAUCCUGCCGCGUUCACGGGUCGACCCGGUUAAAGAGGCCAGAGAGGCGGGGACGCUGUCGCCCAGCGGAGAGACGGGCGCGAAUGUCAUCACCCCCUUCUACUGCACUGACCUCGGCAUCACGAUCCUGGUGAACAGAGGAUACGUUCCCCGACAGAAGAUACGACCAGAGACCAGGAUGAAGGGACAGCUGCAUUAUUUUUUUGUUAAUCGACCAAGGCUGACAGAGAUCCGUAAACCGUUUGUACCGAACAACGAUGCGGACAAAAACCGAUGGCAUUACCGCGACCUGGAGGCCAUGUCCCACGUCACAGGAGCGCAGCCCGUUUUCAUCGAUGCUGACUACGCGAGCACCAUUCCUGGUGGACCAGUCGGUGGACAGACAAGAGUCACGCUGAGGAACGAACACAUGCAGUACGUGGUAACAUGGUAUGGCCUGUGUGCAGCGACCUCUUACAUGUGGUAUGCAAAGUUCAUCAAGAAGAUUAAACUGUGAAAUGAUGACAUGCAGUGAAAUUAUUAGACAAACACCUUGUCUGGAAUGAUGCAGGGCAGGCCUAUCAUGUGUUGGAUUUGUAAACAUCAGCCUGCUGCAAAUAUUCAAAUAUGUAAAUAGUUGUUAAUUAUUCUCCUGAAACAUGUACUUGAGAAUAU
This is a messenger RNA of Scomber scombrus (Atlantic mackerel), 764 nucleotides long. Its product is annotated as surfeit locus protein 1-like. The record is from RefSeq and is a predicted model, not a curated record. Gene Ontology annotation, biological process: mitochondrial respiratory chain complex IV assembly. The coding region runs from base 1 to 606 and encodes 201 amino acids. Gene Ontology annotation, cellular component: mitochondrion; membrane. Lineage: Eukaryota; Metazoa; Chordata; Actinopteri; Scombriformes; Scombridae. The transcript has 5 exons.